Molecule: messenger RNA, 4586 nt
Organism: Esox lucius (northern pike)
Lineage: Eukaryota; Metazoa; Chordata; Actinopteri; Esociformes; Esocidae
Product: adhesion G protein-coupled receptor E5
Exons: 18
Coding region: 218-2563 (781 amino acids)
Biological process (GO): cell surface receptor signaling pathway; adenylate cyclase-activating G protein-coupled receptor signaling pathway
Cellular component (GO): membrane
Molecular function (GO): G protein-coupled receptor activity; calcium ion binding
Source: RefSeq, a predicted model, not a curated record
AAGAGUUACUUUUCUAGGCGCCAGUGGGUCACAGUGUGAGAGAACUGCCUCGUUCAAAGAGAAGGAAUCGUUUCACAUUCUAUUCAUUUAACUUUGUUCCAAAGGAUCACAAGGUUUUAAGCUGUGAUUUUCUAAAUUCAACUCAAACGGAUUAACUUUUUUUUAAUUCAAGCUGAUUCUUGUGGAAUUAGUCUAAUUUGGGUACUACUCGUGGUGAAUGCAAUAUCAGCCGAUCAUUGAGAUGAGGUACAGAACCGUUCUGCUCAUUCUGGGACUAAAUUUGAAUCUACUGGGGAACACAGAGUCUAAAGAUUGCCCCCCCGGCUUCAUGGCCGAUGGACAAGAUUGUGUCGAUGAAGAUGAGUGUAUCAAUGGAGUAAUCUGUGGAAGCGACGCCACGUGUAUCAACACCUUUGGGUCCUUUGAAUGCAGUUGCCAUAAUGGGUUCAGAUCGUUUCACACCAACAAUCAUUGUUUGGAUAUCAAUGAGUGCCUGGAGCCACUGCAGAUCUGUUCCAACAACUCCAACUGCGUCAACACCAUUGGUAGCUACUACUGUCAGUGCAAACAAGGAUACAUCCAGAGAGGCAGCUCUACUCAGCAAGGACACUGUGAAGACAUUGAUGAGUGUAAAGGUAACGCUGGUAUUUGUGGAGUGGGCGGGACCUGCAGUAACCAGGAAGGAAGCUACAUCUGCCUCUGUAACCCUGGAUACAGUAACUACGGCAGAAAACAGGCUCAGUGCUUAGAUAUAGAUGAGUGUAUCACUGAUGUCUGUGGAGUGGGCGGGACCUGCAGUAACCAGGAAGGAAGCUACAGCUGCCUCUGUAAGCCUGGAUACAGUAACUACGGCAACACACAGGCUCGGUGCUCAGUUCUGACCUGUGACCAGUUCAAAGCCGAUAAGACUCCUGACCUGGCGGUUCCAGGCCUAUCAGGUCUGCAGUCUGUGAUGGAAAAGAACUGUCUGGCCUUAAGUAAUUCAACUGGAGCAACGCCGACUGGAGAAAUUCUUCUGAAGAAUGUCACCAAUGAGAUGGACAGCCUUCUGUCGCAUGGUCUCCUAGGCAACAGCCGGGAGGUAAGCGGGUUUCUAGGCACCGUAGAGAACGCCAUGAGGCUCAUUGCACCGCAGCUGAAGAACAACCGGACCAACAUUACGUCAGAACACACAGAGUGUCAUCUUGCCGUGAGAAGAGGACAGACUCCGCCCUCUGGGCCAAUCAGUCUAGCCAAUGAACACGCUCGACUGGACACCAGCUGGGAGACAGCAACUGGCAAGGGAGCGUACCAAGGUUUUGCCGUAGCUGGACUGGUGAUCUACAAGACCCUGGAGAAAUCUGUCAACAACUCGUUCCAGGACCUCACAGACCCCACAGAAGACACAAAGCCAAGCUACCAGAUCGGUUCUAAGGUGGUGACAGCUCUGGUCAGUAACCCGGACACAGACAGUCUGGACCAGGCAGUGCUCCUGACGUUCAAACACCUCCAGAUUAUGCCGGAGUCAGAACAGAUUAACUACACCUGUGUAUUCUGGGAGGAGAGGCAUGGCCAGAAAGAGGGCGGGGCUUGGUCAAGGCGUGGCUGUACUAAAGUCCUGUCUAACUCCACCUACACACAAUGUUCCUGUGUGCACCUGAGCAGCUUUGCUGUUCUGAUGGCUCUGUACCCCAUAGAGCACACAUUUCAGCUGCGUCUGUUGACCUGGGUGGGUCUGUCGCUGUCGCUGGUGUGUCUGUUGCUGUGCAUACUGACCUUCCGGCUGUGCCGAUCCAUCCAGGGGACGCGCAACACCAUCCACCUCCACCUGUGCCUCUGCCUCUUCAUCGCUGACCUAGUCUUCCUCGCCGGCAUCUCUCAGACACAAUACAAGGGAGGUUGUGGGUUAGUAGCUGGCCUCCUCCACCUGUUCUUUCUGGCCUCCUUCAGCUGGAUGUUGUUGGAGGGGAUUCAGCUCUACCGUAUGUUGAUGCUGGUCUUCAAUUCUGCCAUAAGAACUAGGUACCUGUAUGCUGUGGGAUAUGGACUUCCACUGGUUAUUGUCCUCAUCUCUGCCGCCACUUAUCCUGACGGAUAUGGAACCAAAGAACACUGUUGGCUGUCUCUGGAGCGAGGCUUCAUCUGGAGCUUCUUUGGCCCUGUUUGCGCCAUCAUCAUCUUCAAUGCGUUCUUCUUCGUCGUCACGGUCUGGAGGCUGGUCCAGAAAUUCUCCAGCAUCAACCCUGACCUCUCAAGGCUGCAGAAGAUUAGGGCCUUCACGGUAACGGCGGUGGCCCAGCUCUGUGUCCUGGGCAGCAUGUGGAUAUUCGGGGUGUUCCAGUUCCAGGAGGAGGGCACCCUGGUCAUGACCUACCUCUUCACCAUCCUCAACUCCCUGCAGGGGGCGCUGCUGUUCAUCAUGCACUGCCUGUUGAACAAAACGGUAAGAGAGGAGUAUGGCAGGCUGCUGUCCUGUGUGUGCACACAGCAGAAGAGUUACUUGGACUACAGCAGUUCCAACCCUUCUUCCAGCCAGUCCCAGGGAACAAAGGGUGACCAGAACACGGGAGAGUCCAACAUAUGAUGACAUCACCAAAUCCCCACAAUGCAUCUUGUUUUACAUCGUUGUCAUUGACACUCAGUUGACAGCGACUGUGGGGAUAGAGGAGGGUUUUUUACUGCAGCAGUACAUGUCCCGGAGGAGGUGGCAUAGCCCUGCGCCCCCACAAUGCAUCUUGUUUUUAAUCAGAACGUCUGGACACUGCAUCAACAGAAUGCGAGUAGUGACAGAUUAUACAGCGUAACGUUAGCAACCAAACGACUUGAACUGCCAACUGCUGGGUUGCCAAGCUACUGCCACAAUGUCCUGUCAUGGUUGUUGUCUACUGUCUGACAUAGCCGCCAAAGAAGGUACUGUUUCAUACAAUCUCAUUGUACAGAUUGAGAUUGCAGUUUUUUUCAGAAUAUAAGCUUUCUGUCUUCUUUUAAAUUUGCUAAAUAUAUAUAUAGAUAUAUAUAAAAUCAUAUUUAUUGCCAAGAGUGAAAGCUAUUGGACUUUUCUACACAAAUUAAAGGGAUAGUUCCCCGCCAACCCCCCAAAAAAGUUUUUAGAAAUGACAUAUUUGUUUCUUAACAUUAAACUAUAGGUGUCAUCAUGAAUUCCAUUGAUCAAUCAAGUUCAAUGAUUAGUUAGGAACUUCUCUGACCAUCUUGUCUACGCCUUGACACUCAAAUCCAAUGCAGGGCAAUGGUACUCAUCUAAAAUAUUGGACAUGUGAAAUAUCCCUUUAAUUCAGAGGAAUUUAGAACUGAAACAAGGUGUUAGAGUGAAGACCAAAUGGACUUUCAUACUGUAAAUAUAUAGACAGAUGAAACCGUUAACAUUUUGUUAAUAACUCACACGAAUAAGCCUCAAUUUAACUUUUAUAUGUAUAUGGAAAUACUUGAGAAAUUAUUGUACAUGUGAAAUGCUUUUGCAAUUAAGGAACUGUCAAGGAUAUAUAUUUUCCGUGACAAAAUAUGAAUAAUUGCUUUGUUAAUAAUUUGUAAACAGGCUUAUUCAUGAUAGUUAUUAUAAAUGUUACAAUGCUGCCGUUGUGUGUUAUUGUGCCUUUGUGAAGAGCACGGUUCAAACCCUUAAACCCUUACAACACAGCGUUUACGGACACAUCUGCAAUGUCUGUUGUAGGACGUCUAAAUGCAAGAAAUCCGAAUCCUGAAACUGGGAUAUCCGGGAAAGACUAGGAUUGGAAUAGGCCAAAUGAAAUGGUAACCCUAAUGGGUCGAUUCCGGGACAAAUGUUUUAACUUUUGUCAGACUGUUUGGGAUUUGUUGUCACCAAUAACAAGUGACGUUCUUGGUUUGUAACCCCAACUGUCGAUUGUCAAUUUAAAGAUGUAGUGAGGAAUUACAAACUAUCAGUAGAAUCACUAUCAUACCUCAGUGAGCCGUGAAUUUAGCUAAUUCCAUUUGUUUGAGGAUGAGAAGGCUGUGCUCUUUGAUUGGCUGAUGAGAAUUUAUUUUUAUAGGAAGUAAACACUGGCGCCCUGGAGGAUUUGGUGUGACUUCCUGUAAACAAUGCAAUUGUAUACAAACAAUGUUUAGCCUUAAAAUAUGAGUAUACUUGUAAGAUUGCAGAUAGUAAUUCCUUGUAUCCAAUCUCUGUGUCCCUAAAUUGUCUUUAUAGAUGGUUGCAUUUCACCAGUAGGCCUACCUGAGCGUUAGGCCGACCAGAUGUAUUUUUUAUUAUCCUUGACUGCUUCUGAGGUUCCAUGUUAGAAUGAGAUCUAAGAUGAUUUGACAAAAUACUACAAAUCAAUAAGUACAGUCAAUUUAUUGGUUUUAUUGCACUUUUACUUUGACAUUGUUUUCUUAAUUUUGUGUUUAAUGCAGUCUUUGUUUUUCUGAAAAUGCAAGAUUUGUGUGUCCUUUUAUUAACAGAUUUGAUGUUGACUUUGUAUACACUUACUUUUUUACUUGACUAUGGAAAAUGUUUUUUACGCUUAUAGGUUAGGUUUACGUUUGUGUUAGAGAUUUUAGAAAAUAGGUUUUAAAUUUAGAAAAUAAAAUCCCGAGAAGAUGAUGUGAAAACCGUGUGUGUGUGUUUG